AUGGGCGGUUGCGACUCGAAAGCUUCGAAAGGCAGCACUUCGAAGCCCAAGGCGAAGCCACAGAAGGUGAAGAAGAAAAACCUCAAUCCAGCAGACUAUGUAUUCUCAAAGCAAACGGAUGCAGUCCUCAUCAAGAAGGAGGGCACCAUCGAUGGCGAGCAAUUCAACCUCGAGGAAUGCAAGAACUGUGACAUCUUUCUUCUUGACACAAUUGCCACGAGUUUUGUUGACGAUUGCCACAAUUGCCGAGUCUUUAUCGGCCCGGUGGAGACGAGCGUCUUCAUCCGCAACUGCACCAACUGCUGCUUUGUGAUUGCCUGUCAACAGUAUCGCUGCAGAGAUUGUCAAGACUGCAAGCUCUCGCUGUACUGUGGGACAGAGCCCAUCAUCGAAAGCAGCCAAAACAUGCAAUUCGCAUGCUUUGACUUCAACUAUUUUUCUCUGCGCGGCCAAAUGGCGCGGGCUGGACUGAAACCCUGGAACAACAAGUGGUGGAUGGUCUAUGACUUCAACAAGAACGAAGACAAGCCUAACUGGGGGCUCUUGAAUCAGGACGAGGCGAGCAGCCUCCUCCGGCGCGAGGCCUGUGCUGCAGUGGUGACCCCCGAGGAGCUCGAGAACGAGCGUGUGGUGCCCAUAACUUUGGGCAGCCGGCCAUGGCCGACGAAGGAGACCAGUUUCGUUGUGUUUCUACCGGAUUCAGAGACCUUCGUCGAGGCUUUCCUUUCGAAGGCAACAGCGAAGUGGUCGAUCUGCCGGGCAAGGUCAAUGGUGCUGCAGGAAGAGCAGCUGAAGACGUUUUUUGCUUGGGCCAAAGAGCCCAAGUUGGCCUCAAGAUGCAAGGCCCAGGAGAUGACGGGCAUCCAGGUAUGUGGCCAGGAUGUCCAGAAGCAGGUUCAGGAUGCCUUAACCCUCACGGGAAUGGCCACGGGCGCGAAGAACAUCCGGAUCAUCCCGGAGAAGGAGACUGAAGCCUUGGCCAAGAGCUUCUUCGAAACAUGGAAGGACGAGGUGUGGCUCCGCGGUCUGAAGCGCUUGCAGCUGGCUGGUGGUCACAUGCCCAAAGUAGACGACCUCCAACGAGAGUUGAAGCUGGAGACCUCGGACGCGAUGCAAGACCCCUUGCAGUCUGGUCCUACCACCCCCAAGGGAGCUGCUUCUGCACGUGCUUCAAACACCUCAAGCAUGUCGGCACUGCCGGGACGCAGGUCUCCCAGCGCCGAUACGUCUUUUGGAGCCGAGGCACUGCCGCCAAAUCCAUCGCAGGUCCGUCAGCUUGCCAAGGAGAAUGCAGCCACACUUGACAGGCUCCGGGCAGAGAACGCUCGUUUGCGGAACCUCUGCGCAGAAAGGGGUCUCGAGGGCGAUGGCUCCCCUCGCUCUCCUCGCAGGGCUCGCUCACGGCCCAAGGGCACAGAAGCGCAGCCGCUGCGGUCGCUGCUUUCGCAACGUCCUGCAGGCCAACCAAUGUUUGCAACUCCUCGAAGCCAGGAUGGCGUAUGCGCAAAGCCGGGGCUUCCCGCAGGAGUCUUUCCUGUGCCGGUGCGGUUCAUCACGCCAAGGCCGAGGGCCACAUCCCCAGCGACGGCACCGUCAAUGCCGGUGCCGGCUUUUUACGCGGCUCCUGCCAGAAACGUGCCAGGAUACCCAUCGUUCGGUGGACUGUCGGUCAGCUUGUAG
Symbiodinium sp. CCMP2592 is the source of this 1680-nucleotide messenger RNA. NCBI's taxonomy places the organism in Eukaryota, Dinophyceae, Suessiales, Symbiodiniaceae. The record is from the annotation of a GenBank genome assembly.